AUGGGAAUAACCCUAAUGCGCGACGCAUACUGCGUAGUCGCGCACCUCACCACCCCCGACCUUCAUCUUCUUCCUCUUCUCUCUACCAACUGCCGUCGCAGUAGCAGCACCGCCCACCACCGCGGCCGCCCAUUUUCUCGCCCUCAUCACCACCCUACCUCAUUUCUCUUCCUCUCUCACCACCACCCGUUCUCUCUCUCUCCCUCUCACUCCCCUCGGCCCAAACCCCACCACCGCGACCGUCCCUCUGCCGCCUCCGUCAUUCCGCCGGCGACGGUCUCCCUCUUCUUCCCCCCCUUCACAUUCUCCUAUCACUACCCUCUUUCACCGUCACCGAACCUCCCCUCCGUUCCUCUUUCCUCCGAUCACCCCGCCGUCACUCAUCUUUCCGGCCACUGA
Messenger RNA from Arachis duranensis, 399 nucleotides. RefSeq lists its product as uncharacterized. The transcript has a single exon. Lineage: Eukaryota; Viridiplantae; Streptophyta; Magnoliopsida; Fabales; Fabaceae. The record is from RefSeq and is a predicted model, not a curated record. Bases 1 to 399 code for a protein of 132 amino acids.